Calidris pugnax (ruff) is the source of this 397-nucleotide messenger RNA. RefSeq names its product rRNA methyltransferase 1, mitochondrial-like. Gene Ontology annotation, molecular function: RNA methyltransferase activity; RNA binding. The transcript is spliced from 5 exons. Bases 62 to 397 code for a protein of 111 amino acids. Gene Ontology annotation, cellular component: mitochondrion. The record is from RefSeq and is a predicted model, not a curated record. NCBI's taxonomy places the organism in Eukaryota, Metazoa, Chordata, Aves, Charadriiformes, Scolopacidae. Gene Ontology annotation, biological process: rRNA methylation.
AGCGGCGCGGGGCGGGCGCUGCCCCUUGACUCCCACAGUGAGCAAAGCGAGCUCUGGAGCUAUGGAAGUCUUCGAUGUCUACAGCACAGAUGAUCUCCGGAGCUUUUUGAAGGCUAAAACCGCAGAAGGCUGGGAAGUGGUGGGAACUGUCAGCACACCUGAGGAUGUGGAAAAUGUUCCUGUCAUCAGUUGCUUGGAAUUUCAGUGGAAUAAACCCGUCAUUAUAGUAAUAGGUAGUGAAGGUGAUGGACUUUCCCUGGAGACACAGCUCUUGUGCCAUCGGAUGCUGGCCAUACCCCCUGGCAGAGCGCUUCACCCCGGCAUCGAGUCACUGAACGUCUCCGUUGCUACUGUCCAAAUUCUUGUAUUCAAAAAUCACGCGACCAUCCAGGCCUGA